Suillus fuscotomentosus is the source of this 2034-nucleotide messenger RNA. Its product is annotated as Sodium/hydrogen exchanger family-domain-containing protein. Gene Ontology annotation, molecular function: antiporter activity. Gene Ontology annotation, cellular component: membrane. Gene Ontology annotation, biological process: proton transmembrane transport. The transcript is spliced from 11 exons. The coding region runs from base 1 to 2034 and encodes 677 amino acids. NCBI's taxonomy places the organism in Eukaryota, Fungi, Basidiomycota, Agaricomycetes, Boletales, Suillaceae. The record is from RefSeq and is a predicted model, not a curated record.
AUGUCUAUGCUCUCGGAUGCUUUACUUUUUCGAAUCUGGAAGAGGGAGACCACGGGCCAGGGUACUGUAGGAGUAGAUCCUACAGCGUUUACCACUGCUGAUCCACUGAGGCUAUGCAUCAUUCGAAUAUGCAAGCGUAUAAUUAUUCUGAUUGGGCGAUUGCUGUCACUGGCCUUGGGCAAGAUCAGACAGCUAAAAGUCAUUGCUGAAGUCUUUGGUGGAGUGAGGUCCAAGUGCAAUGGGUCGAAUACCUGGCACAUCUUCCCCGCUCAAUCCCUCUCAUAUCUCUCACUCAUUGCCAACAUUGGCAUCUGCCUCUUUCUCUUCAUAGUGGGUCUUGAAGUCGACGCAAGUAUCAUCACGCGUAAUGCUCGCUCAUCGCUGUUCAUUGCACUAUCUACCACGGCCUUGUCCUUUGGUCUCGGUGCUGCCAUCUCUUUUGUUCACUUCAUGCUUUUCACCGGCGUGUCAUUCUCUAUCACCUCUUUCCCCGUUCUUCGUCGCAUCCUCACCGCAUCGAAGCUCCUAGACACAACGGUUGGCGUCGUUGCUCUGACGGCUAGCAUGUGCAACGACGUAUUCUGUUGGAGUCUGUUGGCACUGGCCGUAGCUCUUGUCAAUGGGACCACCGGGCUUACAGCUCUGUGGAUCUUACUGGCAUUCGUGGCAUUCACAGCAUUUCUCAUGUGGCCCAUUAGAAUCGCGCUGCUCCAGUUCGCUAGGUUCACAGAAAGUUUGGAGAACGGCCCUACGAUAUUCUUCAUGAUGGUUAUCUUGAUAGUGCUUUGGGCAUGUGCGUUUUUCACGGAUAUCGUGGGGAUCAGUGCGUUUUUCGGUGCGUUCCUGGCGGGUGUCAUUGUCCCCCGCGAAGGAGCCCUUGCCGUCUCGCUGAUGAAAAAACUUGAAGAUGUGGUGACGAUCGUGUUUUUACCUCUGUACUUCACGCUCUCCGGGUUGAAUACCGAUCUUGGAUUGCUUAACACUUCAAGCACGAUUGGAUCGUUGAUGUGUUGCAAAGGUCCCGUGGAAUUAAUCAUUCUCAACAUUGGGCUUUCUACUGGCAUUCUCACCCAAAGAGUGUUCUCGAUGUUCGUCCUCGAAGCCCUAGUCCUGACUUUCAUAAUCACACCCUUGAUUCUCGUUUUUCAUCGUCCUGAACACCGGGUUCAUGCGCUAGCUGGAGAGGUUCCACGUUGGUCAAUCGGAGACAGGGACGAAGAUAUAGAUGACCCCCAGUCUCCCGUGACUGAGGAUAGACCAUGGCGCUCCCGCUUCACUGUUGUCAUCGACAAAUUCGACCACAUGUCGGGAAUGCUGGCGGCCACCCAACUGGCACUGCCAAAUCCUCGAGGAACUCAGACAUGCGUGAACGCUCUCCGUUUGAUUGAGAUGCCAGACUGGAAUUCGGAAAUCAGGAUGUCUUCAGCAGUGCGUACCCUCAUCCGUGCUGAUCCGGUUCUGGACGCCUUCCGCACCUUUGGAGAGCUCAAUAACAUACGCGUUUCGCGUUCGCUUUAUUUUGUCCCGUAUGAGGACAUGUCAAAAACUGUCUCCAAUCAUGCGAUGCAACAUGGAUCCGAGCUCAUCCUCUUGCAAUGGUUCCCGCCAUCGUCUAUUCACAGACAGGACCCAUUUAGUACGGGAAAUUCGGCAGCCACGAUGCACUCGCAGUUCGUGCGUAAAAUAUUGGCAGAGAGCAAUACGGAUGUUGCCCUGUUCAUCGAUCCAGGCACUUCUCUCUCUGGUACCGGUCCCGGGAGUGCACGCCACAUAUUUUUACCCUUUUUCGGUGGUCCCGAUGAUCGACUGGCGCUUGAGUUCGUGAUGCAGCUAUGUACGAAUCCUGGGAUUAGUGCGACAUUAACUGUCGCUAUGCCAAGCAUAUCGUAUGGACAAACACACUUCGAAUCUGAGACAGCCGAUACCAUCCUCUGGGAGCAAUACGUCAACUCGCAUUCCUCGUUCGACAUACAUCCUUCAAUCUGCUCUGCCCUGUCCUGUAUCACAUUCUCUGAGCACCCUCAAGAAGCUUAG